Centruroides sculpturatus (bark scorpion) is the source of this 1357-nucleotide messenger RNA. RefSeq lists its product as uncharacterized. Bases 96 to 1031 code for a protein of 311 amino acids. The transcript has a single exon. NCBI's taxonomy places the organism in Eukaryota, Metazoa, Arthropoda, Arachnida, Scorpiones, Buthidae. The record is from RefSeq and is a predicted model, not a curated record.
UAAAAUAAAAUAAGAAAAAACGCCUGGUUCCCGUAAUAAAUAUAUCGCUUUGUUCUGUACUGUACUACCUAGUACAAUUGUCGUUUCGUUCUGCGAUGGCGAGUUCGAGUUCGAGUUCGAAUUCCACGGAUGUCUGCGCCGGUUGCGAGUUGAAUUUCUAUGACACAGUACUCCAUUCUAAAGACUACAUUAAAGAGGAAUUGCUGCGCCACGGCAUUUGGCGAGAUCGAACCAAUUGCGGUCGGUGUGGCAACUCCUUAGUUGCAGGAGAAAGUGGCAGGUUUCGAUGCGGUAAACUAAUCCGACGAGGAAGGCAACGUGCAGCAAGCUGUAAUUGGUCCAAGUCCAUUUGGUCUGGAACAUUUUUUGAACAUGCCAGUCUUCCGCUCGUUACCGUGUGGAGAUUCAUACACACCCUGUUGAUCUUUCCGCCUCCGAGGCAGACUCUUCUCCAACAACAACUUGGCCUUUCCCCUAACACUGUCGUGGAUUGGCUCUCUUUCUAUAGAGAGGUACUUAUCCACGAUGCGGCGUCUAUGUCGGAGAAACUUGGAGGAAAAGACAGGGUCGUGGAGAUUAGCGAGGCCAAAUUUGGAAAGCCGAAAGUAAACACUAGAAGAAUAAUCACGGGUGAAUGGAUCUUUGUGGGCAUUGAGAGGGAGUCUCGACGUACCUUUUUUGUUCCUGUAGAGUCGGGCGACGGCGAGACCUUGCUCACGGUAUUGAAGGAGUGGGUGCUUCCCGGGACGACGGUUGUAAGUGAUUGCUGGAAGACAUACGAUUGUCUUCAAAAUGAAGACUUUCGUCAGCUGACAGUAAAUCACUCUUAUAACUUUGUCAAUUCCCAGACGAGUUUCCUUAGGAACAAUGUUCAGAGAAAGAGGCGAAAGUUCUGCUCGAACGGUCAACGAAAAGUGCAUAUUGUCGAACAUUUGGCCGAACAUCUUUUCAAAAUGAAAUAUCCGAAAACGACCCGGCGACUUCACUACUUUCUGCUUGCUGUUGCGAGGUUUUAUCAGCCUGAUUACUAGCUCCGUAGAAGUUUGCUUGCAACUGUUUUCGAACUGUCCUUCUUGGGUCUAUCCUUUUGAAAAUGAAUCUUUUAAUGGAAUAGUUAAUUGUGCUACAUCUUAGAAGAAGAGUUUAAGUCAAGGAAACAUGAAAUUGUUAAGAUAGACACAUGAAGAAUGGACAGUAAACUGCAUAUGAUGAAAAUAGGAAGCUGUCUUGGAAGCAAGAGAAAAGUUUCAGGAAAAAUCAAGUGGAAUGGAAUGAUUAAACUAUAUUAUUUUCUGAGUCUACAUAGUAAAAGGAAGUACCUGUGCAAUUUUCCAAAUAGAUACUUGGACUUGCAUCA